Messenger RNA from Sardina pilchardus (European sardine), 2680 nucleotides. RefSeq names its product NLR family CARD domain-containing protein 3-like. NCBI's taxonomy places the organism in Eukaryota, Metazoa, Chordata, Actinopteri, Clupeiformes, Clupeidae. The coding region runs from base 107 to 2680 and encodes 857 amino acids. The record is from RefSeq and is a predicted model, not a curated record. Gene Ontology annotation, biological process: intracellular signal transduction. The transcript has 7 exons.
AGUAAAUCUCAAGAGACGUCGUCAUAGAAUCUGGUGUUUUGUCAAGAAGUUUCGGACGUUUUAUCGGACACACACUCUAUGUUCAUUUUCGUAUGGAUUGAUUAGGAUGGAUUUCCCUCAAGAGGGUGAGGAUGCUGUCAGUGGAAAUCAGACAGGCAGAGCAGCAUGUGCUGUGUCCAGCCACUUGUCCAUGGAGAAUGAGGAGCCCGUCACUGAUGGGCAUCAGGGGGUCAGCACAGGAAGAGUGCUGUCUUAUCCAAGACCACAGACACACAGACCAGUGUCUCCAGUGCCCAGCUGUGUGUCCAUGAAGAGUGACCGGUCCUUGGAGCUCCCUUUCAAUUUCAGCAGUGGACCACCACAGCAUAAUCCAAAACCACAGACACACAGACCAGUGUCUCCAGUGCCCAGCUGUGUGUCCAUGAAGAGUGACCGGUCCUUGGAGCUCCCUUACAAUUUCAGCAGUGGACCACCACAGCAUAAUCCAAAACCACAGACACACAGACCAGUGUCUCCAGUGCCCAGCUGUGUGUCCAUGAAGAGUGACCGGUCCUUGGAGCUCCCUUACAAUUUCAGCAGUGGACCUCCACAGCAUAAUCCAAAGCACAUCCUGACCCAGGAUCAGUCCAGGUGUGGAGUGUGUGAGCAGCUACUGAGGGACCCAGUCAUCGCCAGCUGUGGACACAGAUUCUGCAGGCAGUGCAUCAGCAGCUACAGGAGCCAGUCUGGUCCAUCAGGAGACUACAGCUGCCCCCAGUGCAGAAAGAGAUCCAGAACACAACCCAAUAUAAACCCUGACAUAACUAUGGCCAUGAGAGGCAGCACCCACCUGCAAACGGAGCAUGCUCCAGUCAAAAGAGCCAAAUUAACAGAUGACCAUGUCCUGAGCAGAGUACUGAUGACCCAUAAAGCCAGCAUGAAGAGGAGGUUUGAGAGCAUAUGUGAAGGCAUCAUAAGGUCAGGGACUCAAACACUCCUGAACAAGAUCUACACAGAGCUCUACAUCACAGAGGGGGAGAGUGAAGGGGUGAAUAAUGAGCAUGAGGUUUGGCAGGUAGAGUCAGCAUCCAGGCCACAAACUACAGAAGACACAGCAAUCAACUGUAAUGAUAUCUUCAAGCCCUUACCUGGACAGAAGAGACACAUCAGAACUGUCAUGACCAAGGGGAUUGCUGGCAUUGGAAAAACCGUCUCAGUGCAGAAGUUCAUCCUUGACUGGGCAGAGGAGACAGCUAACCAGGAUGUAGAUUUCAUGUUUGUGCUUCCAUUCCGUGAGCUGAAUUUGGUCAAACAUGAUCAGUACAGUCUUCACAGACUCCUGCUUGACUUCCACCCUGAGCUUAAAGAGCUACAGAAUGGUGAAUACAAAGACUGCCACAUUGUGUUCAUCUUUGAUGGUCUGGAUGAGAGUCGACUUCCAUUGAAUUUCCAAAAGAAUCAAAAGUUGUCUGAUGUGACACAAACAUCAUCAGUGGAUGUGCUGAUGACGAGUCUCAUUCAGGGAACUCUGCUUUCCUCUGCUCUCAUCUGGAUAACCUCUCGACCAGCAGCAAUUAGUCAGAUUCCUUCUCAGUGCAUCAGUCAGGUGACAGAAGUACGAGGGUUCAAUGACCCGCAGAAGGAAGAGUACUUCAGGAAGAGGAUCAGUGACCAGAAUCAAGCCAACAGAAUCAUUUCACAUAUUAAGGAAUCCAGGAGUCUCCUUAUCAUGUGCCACAUGCCAGUCUUCUGUUGGAUUUCAGCCACUGUCCUUCAGCAGAUACUGGAACAGGAUGAUGGGAAGGAAGCCCCCAAAACUCUGACUGAGAUGUUCAUACACUUCCUGCUCAUCCAGGCCACUAGGAAGAACCAGAAGUAUCAAGAGGAAAGUGAGACAGAUCAACAGAGGCUCCUGGAAUCACAUAAGGGUGUCAUAUUGAAACUGGCAGAGCUGGCUUUCAAGCAUCUGGAGAAUGGCAAUCUCAUGUUCUAUGAAGAAGACCUGAGAGAGAGUGGCAUUGAUGUCAGUGAAGCUUCAGUCUAUUCUGGCAUGUGCACUGAGAUCUUCAGGGAGGAAUGUGUGUUUCACCACAAGAAGGUUUACUGCUUUGUGCAUCUGAGCAUCCAGGAGUUUUUGUCAGCCAUUUUUGUGUUUCAUACCUACAUAUCCGGACAUCUGGAGGCACUGAAACUAUUUCUCAGUGGAAAAGACAGAAACCUGAAAGCUUCCCUUCCUUUGCAUGUUCUGUUGAAGAGUGCUAUGGACAAAGCUUUGGGCAGCAAGAAUGGACACCUGGACCUAUUCCUCCGCUUCCUUGUUGGCAUUUCACUUGAAAGCAACCAGGCUCUUUUGAAAGGCUUGCUGACAAACACACACCCCAGCUCAGAGAGCAUCAAGAAAACAUGUCUGUACAUCAAGAGGCUCAGGAGGGAUGACUUGUCUCCUGAAAGAUGCAUCAAUCUGUUCCACUGUUUAUUUGAAAUGAAUGAUCAUUCUGUACAUAAAAAAAUUCAGAAAUAUCUGAAAUCUCCUAAUGGCUUAUCCGAUGCAUUGACACCUGCCCACUGUUCAGCACUGGCCCACAUGCUACUGAUGUCUGAGGAGGUGCUGGAUGUGUUUGACUUGAGCAAAUACAAAACAUCAGAGGAGGGAUGGAGGAGACUGGUGCCAGCUGUGAGAUACUGCAGAAAAGCUCUGUAA